Molecule: messenger RNA, 958 nt
Organism: Bursaphelenchus okinawaensis
Lineage: Eukaryota; Metazoa; Nematoda; Chromadorea; Rhabditida; Aphelenchoididae
Source: the annotation of a GenBank genome assembly
AUGUCAAUGAUUUGUGACUUUUCUGACAGUGAAUCUUUGACCGAAUUCAGAUAUUUAUUGGGACACCCGCCUACUCCUAGACGAGUUAGUAACUUGUAAGUUUCAAUUUUUUUUAUUUAAGAUGUAGUAGACGCGCGUAUUUUACAUUUAUCUUGUGUUUUAAUUUUUCAGCAUAAAUAAUAAUUUUUUAAAGCUAAAAUACUUGUUUCGUUCUAUAACUUACGCUUAAAAAGGGGCUUAUUAAGCCUCUGUGUUAAUUAAAAAGAAAUUUUUUAAAGGCUUACAAGGAAAGUACACCUGCCCUGCUCUGAAUGACUUCAAACUUUUUAUAUAGAAAGAUCAUGUAAAUAUAAGAUCAUCAGCAAAGUACUAAAUCGUGCUUUUCAAGAAAUCUCGAGAAAAUCGUGAUCAAAAAAUAACGUUUUGAAUUUCCCGCCAAGUUGGCAUUGUGUUUCAAGCUUAUAACUUUGCUAUUUUUUGACUUUUAAGAAUUUUUCUUUGACAUACUUGAAGAAUACCUUUGAAAAACCCUACAUUUUUAAAUUUGUAAGUGUAGCUUGGCAAGAAAGUCGAAAAAAACUGUUUGAAACACAAUGCCAAGUUUGCCGAAUUGGCGGGAAACCAAAAUAAUUCGAAUUUAAAGCUGAAACGCGCAAGUUAAAAUAUUUUAUGGGUUCUAUUGGUGGUACAAAGAACUUAUAUAAAGAUUUUGAGCUGAUUCUGAGCGAGGCAGGUAGGGUACUUUCCUUGUUAGCCUUUCACGCCUAGUAUAACAUUAUUCAAAUUUUAAAUAAAAUCUAAAUUUAGAAGUCGCAGUCGCCACGAAAGCAAGUUAUCAGACGCUGGAAGAUCAUUUCUAAGGCAUACAUAUCGUUUAUGUCGAAAGUUCAUGCGUGCAGUGUUCAAAGCUACAGCAUGCUUGCUGUGUAUCAAUGUAGAUGUUGUAGAGUACGGCUAA